Molecule: messenger RNA, 2451 nt
Organism: Haliaeetus leucocephalus (bald eagle)
Lineage: Eukaryota; Metazoa; Chordata; Aves; Accipitriformes; Accipitridae
Gene: HUS1
Product: HUS1 checkpoint homolog (S. pombe)
Exons: 8
Coding region: 1-855 (284 amino acids)
Biological process (GO): mitotic intra-S DNA damage checkpoint signaling; nucleotide-excision repair; mitotic DNA replication checkpoint signaling
Cellular component (GO): site of double-strand break; checkpoint clamp complex; nucleolus
Source: RefSeq, a predicted model, not a curated record
AUGCGAUUCCGGGCUAAGAUCGUGGAUCUGGCUUGCCUCAACCACUUCAGCCGUGUAAUUAACACCAUCGCCAAGUUAGCCAAGACCUGCGCCCUGCGCCUCACCGUCAGCAAGCUGUAUUUCAUCCUCUCCGAUAAAGUAGCGAAUGGAGGCGUCAGUAUGUGGUGCGAGCUGUGCCAGGGGAAUUUCUUCGAUGAAUUUCAGAUGGAAGGAGUUGCUGCAGAGCACAAUGAAAUCUAUUUAGAGUUGGUGCCUGAGAACCUGUCGAGAGCAUUAAAAACUGCCCAGAAUGCUAAGGCAGUGAAGAUCAAGUUGACUAACAAACACUGUCCCUGUCUCAGAGUUGCUGUGGAGCUACCAUCCUUAUCAAGCAGCAGUAGGAUGGUGACACAUGACAUUCCUGUGGGGGUUAUUCCCAGAAGAUUAUGGAAUGACUUCAGAGAGCCCAGUGUGCCAGACUUUGAUGUCAGUAUUUACCUACCAGUGCUGAAAACAAUGAAGAGUGUUGUGGAGAGAAUGAAGAAUCUCAGCAAUUCCAUUGUGAUUGAAGCAAACUUGAGUGGAGAAAUGAACUUGAAAAUAGAAACUGACUUAGUGUCUGUAACAACACAUUUUAAAGACUUGGGAAAUCCUCCCUGGGCAUCAGAGGAUGGAUGUCAAAGUUCUGCUCAAAGCAGAGAUCUGGAAAGCAUGGCUGAGGCACGUAUAGACAUCAAGAAGCUGCUGCAGCUGCUUGCUGGACAGCAGGUCAAUCCCACAAAAGCAUUGUGCAAUAUUGUAAGCAAAAGAAUUGUCCACUUCAUCUUGCUCCAUGAGGAUGUUUCGCUUCAAUAUUUUAUUCCAGCACUUGCCUGAAUGUUUUGGAAUCACAGUCAUUUUCCAACCAGAGGCCUUUUCUAUGAAGCCUGAAAACUUUCAUGAGCUGCUGGGGUACUCUCACAUGAUAUGCUGUUAGACACAGCCAUCAGAUGGAUGUUAUUUCCAUAUUUAUGAAAUUAUUAAAAAUAUCUCCUCAUCCAGAAGGCCAUUUUUGUGAAGUUAUGUGCUAUGAAGGACACAACACUGGGGAGCUGGCACAUCUGAGCAUUAUGGGGAGCAAACCUGAAAUCUGUGUGUGCUUUUGGGAUGCUUUGAGCUGUGGGGAAGGCAAUGUAGUAUCUUUUUUUUCUUGUCAACAAACAUAAAGGUAGAAUUGACCUCUGGAGCUGCUGCUGGGUGUAUUCGGUAUUGGAUAAUGCAGCUCCAAGUUAAGAGAUCUCUGAGCAAUCUGUCAUACCUCCAUGGAGCAGGAGAGGCCUCUGCAGGGUUGACAGACUGGUAUUUGCCUGGGCAGGUAAGCACAGCUCUCCUGAAGUGGUACUGGAUUGACUUCUGUUCCAGCAGUGAUGUAUAUGGACUUGGUGCUGCUGCAUGUUGUGCAGCAGAAAUGCGUCUGAGGCAGAGGAGCUUCCUGUGGUUGCCAGCAUGUAACGGGAGGUAACGGAUGCUGAGGAGCACCAACAGCUCAGCAGCAUCUGUUUCUACCUGGUUGUAUCUUUUGGUCUGACUUGCUCCAACAUACCUCAGUAGUUCUGUUAGUGUUUGAACUGAUGUGUUUAGCUCUUGGCCUGAGAGGAUGAGAUAAACAGUCUGAAUUAUCUUGUUAAUGUGGGCAGUGAAGGUCUCUAUGUAUGCACAGAAUGAGUAUCGUAUGGCGACGUGUGAACACAACAAUUGGUGUGAAAUAAAGGGCAGAUUAUCUGUGGACCACGUUUUUUCCCCUUUCCAGAUGGAAAGCAUUGUACAACCUGUGUCAUCACAGCAUCAGAUAUGGUGAGAUUGCAUCUAGGCUCUGAUGCCAAGCAGCCAAGAGCAUGACUAAGUCUCACUGACAGGAGUACUGCUGCUGCUUCUACUUCCUGGUUAUCUUCUGAGGUCUUUUCCUGCUUAUUCCAUGUGUGAUUGUAUUUGUUAUGCAGACGUGUUCCAUAGAGCCUUUGGUGUUCCACAGGGUUUUGAAUAUCUUGUGAAACUUCUUGUUUUAGAAAUAGUGAGUGUUUGCUGCCAGGUGGGACUGGGGGUUUCUGCUAGAUGGUAACUCUUGUGGUGGGCAGAAGCGUUGGGUUUUUUUGGUUUGUUUUAUUUCCAAGGGACAUUGAGGUUAAGGGAGCAAUUAGUCUUUCUGUUCUUGCAGAUGCAAGUGGUCAGGAGAAUGCUGGAGGGGAGGCAGUGGCCUAGGAAUGUUAUGCUUGUUUGCCUUCUUCCACCAUUUCUAUCAGACUAACCAGAAAGCAUCUUCCAAAUCCUGUUAGUUUUCAUGGGUGACUGCUAUUACCAAAAAAAUCUGUGUAAGAUGAAAAAAGCUGUACACCAAGUUACAGCAAGUGCAUGGUAAGAGGUAUGUGGUAAAUAUUCCUGGAGUUUCUCCUGAGGAGAGGGGAAAAACUGUCCAAGUAUGAUACAGAGUAUGCA